This is a messenger RNA of Neltuma alba, 810 nucleotides long. Its product is annotated as bidirectional sugar transporter SWEET4-like. Gene Ontology annotation, biological process: carbohydrate transport. The transcript is spliced from 5 exons. The coding region runs from base 40 to 810 and encodes 256 amino acids. The record is from RefSeq and is a predicted model, not a curated record. Gene Ontology annotation, cellular component: membrane. NCBI's taxonomy places the organism in Eukaryota, Viridiplantae, Streptophyta, Magnoliopsida, Fabales, Fabaceae. Gene Ontology annotation, molecular function: sugar transmembrane transporter activity.
CCUCUCUCAGUCUUCAUAAGCUUGCCGCCGGCGGCCACCAUGACUGCUGCUGCUGCAGAGGUUGCUCGAACUGUCGUCGGUAUCUUAGGAAACAUCAUCUCCGGCUUCCUGUUCUUGUCUCCAGUGCCAACGUUUGUGGGAAUAUGGAAGAAAGGGUCGGUACAGGAAUUCUCGCCGGCGCCGUACUUAGCGACUCUGGUAAACUGUAUGGUUUGGACGCUGUACGGCCUUCCGAUCGUCCACCCUCACAGCAUCCUUGUCGUCACCAUUAACGGCUCCGGCGUUGUGAUCGAGAUCGUCUUCAUCGCCCUCUUCCUCAUCUAUUCUCCUCCCAGAAAGCGAGUCAAGGUCCUCGCCUGGUUCAUCCUCGAGCUCAUCUUCAUCGCUACUCUUACCGUCCUCACUUUAACUCUCGCUCAUUCUCACAAGAAACGCUCCGCCAUCGUCGGAACCCUCUGCAUUAUCUUCAACAUCAUGAUGUACGCUUCUCCUUUAGCGGUCAUGAAAUUGGUGAUCACCACGAAGAGCGUUGAAUUCAUGCCCUUCUUCAUCUCUCUCGCCGCCUUUGGAAACGGCGUCGCUUGGACCACUUACGCUCUUAUUCGUUUUGAUCCUUUUGUCAGUGUGCCGAAUGGGCUUGGGACGUUAUUGGCGGCGGCUCAGCUUAUUCUGUAUGCUACCUAUUACAAGAACACAAAGCGGUUGUUGGCUGCGAGGAAGGCCAAAGGAUCAGAGAUGAAUAAUCUGUCGGAAGUUGUCGUCGGAAAUGGAAGCCGAGGCCCCGACAAGAUUGAGGCUGCUCCCAAAUAA